This is a messenger RNA of Papaver somniferum (opium poppy), 3425 nucleotides long. RefSeq names its product cation/H(+) antiporter 19-like. The record is from RefSeq and is a predicted model, not a curated record. Gene Ontology annotation, cellular component: membrane; endomembrane system. The transcript is spliced from 3 exons. Gene Ontology annotation, biological process: regulation of pH; proton transmembrane transport. Lineage: Eukaryota; Viridiplantae; Streptophyta; Magnoliopsida; Ranunculales; Papaveraceae. Bases 327 to 2744 code for a protein of 805 amino acids. Gene Ontology annotation, molecular function: antiporter activity.
AUGGAUUAAUUAAGAAAAUUGGAUAAUUUUAGAAUUUUACUCUCAUUUGUCUCUCUUUCUGAAUUUUCUUCUAUAUGCAUUAAUGCUAUUGAUUGUUUUUUUUCCAUUUUCUUAAUGGUAUUAAUUAGGCCAUUAAUACUUAUUACUCUACGACGGAUGUAGAUAGAAUUGCAGAAGAGGAAAAGUAUUAACAUUUGUAUAGUGUAUAUUAUGUAAAUUGAGAUUGAAUUUUCUUAUCUACUCUGCUCAUGUUGUUGUUGUUGUUUAGUUUUGAUCUUUGAGUGAGAUAAUUAGGAUUAGGUGUGUUGAUAUUAAUAUUAUUAAGUAUGGCGACAAAUCAAACGGUAUGCCCAGCACCAAUGAAAGCAACAUCAAAUGGGGCAUGGCAGGGAGAGAAUCCAUUAGAUUAUGCACUUCCAUUGGCAAUCCUACAGAUUUGUUUGGUUGUUGCUUUCACAAGAACACUUGCAUUUAUUCUUAGGCCUCUUCGACAACCUCGAGUCAUUGCUGAGAUUAUUGGAGGAAUAUUGCUUGGGCCAUCUGCAUUUGGUAGGAGCGAGAAAUUUUUGCACACAGUGUUCCCAGCAAAGAGUAUGACAGUCCUAGACACCUUGGCCAACAUAGGACUAUUGUUUUUCUUGUUCUUGGUAGGCCUUGAGCUUGACAUACGUGCCAUCCGUCACACUGGCAAGAAAGCACUAGGCAUUGCUAUUGCUGGUAUCAGUUUUCCGUUCAUACUUGGAGUAGGAACCUCUGUUGUCCUUCAAGCUACAAUUGCUCAUGGUGCAAGACCCGCCCCCUUCCUAGUUUUUAUGGGUGUUUCAUUAUCCAUCACCGCCUUCCCGGUGCUUGCCCGUAUUCUUGCUGAGUUAAAGCUCCUUACUACUGAUGUCGGUCGCAUAGCCAUGUCUGCUGCUGCAGUGAAUGAUGUUGCAGCCUGGAUUCUCCUUGCUCUUGCCAUCGCUCUCUCUGGUACUAGUAGUUCCCCAUUGAUUUCUUUAUGGGUUCUACUCACUUGUAUUGCCUUCCUCAUCUUUGCCGUCUUUGUUAUACGACCUGUACUUGUACUGAUGGCUAGGAGAUCCCCUGAUGGAGAGCCCGUUAAAGAACACUACAUUUGUGCAACGUUAUCCCUUGUAUUGGCUGCUGGUUUUGCUACAGAUUGCAUUGGUAUUCAUGCAUUAUUUGGUGCAUUUGUAAUCGGCAUUAUUGUACCAAAGGAUGGUCCAUUUGCUGGAGUGUUGAUUGAAAAGAUUGAGGAUAUUGUGUCAGGGCUUCUCUUACCACUUUAUUUCGUUUCUAGCGGUCUCAAGACUAAUGUUGCAACAAUUAAGGGAGCAGAGUCAUGGGGAUUGCUUGUUCUUGUUAUCCUUACAGCUUGUUUCGGGAAGAUUGUCGGGACAACAGUUGUUUCUGUAAUGGUGAAAGUGCCAUUCAGGGAGGCAAUCACACUUGGCUUCCUCAUGAACACCAAGGGACUAGUCGAGCUUAUUGUCCUCAACAUUGGCAAGGACAGAAAGGUGUUGAACGACCAGACAUUUGCUAUCUUAGUGCUAAUGGCGCUCUUCACCACCUUCAUUACAACCCCAAUUGUAACAGCAGUGUACAAACCAGCAAGGAAAUCCAAACCUUACAAGCAUCGCACAAUGCAACGUAAUAAUCUCGACACAGAGCUUACAAUACUUGCAUGUUUCCAUAGCACUCGGAACAUCCCCAGCAUGAUCAACCUUAUGGAGUCUUCACGUGGUACCCGAUCUCGAGGUCUUUGUGUCUAUGCAAUGCAUUUGAUGGAGUUAUCAGAGAGAUCAUCUGCUAUAUCGAUGGUACAUAAGGCAAGGAACAAUGGACUCCCAUUUUGGAACAUGAAGCGACCAGACCAUGACAGGAUGAUUAUCGCUUUUGAAGCCUACCAACAGCUCAGCAAUGUUUCCAUCAGACCCAUGACUGCCAUAUCUGCUUUGCAUAGCAUUCAUGAAGAUAUCUGCACCAGCGCUGAGCAAAAGCGCGUGGCAAUCAUUCUCCUUCCGUUCCACAAACACCAGCGUGUAGAUGGUAUGAUGGAGUCAUUGGGGCAUGGUUUUCACUUAGUGAACCUAAGAGUCCUGCAAAAAGCUCUAUGCUCAGUGGGAAUCCUAGUGGACCGUGGCCUUGGAGGUGCAACACAAGUGUCAGCCAAAGAUGUGUCAUUCGACAUCACUGCAUUCUUCUUCGGCGGACGUGAUGACCGUGAGGCAGUGGCUUAUGGAGCACGAAUGGCUGAACAUCCAGGAAUCGUCCUCACUGUAGUUAGAUUUUUACCAAAACCAGGGAAGUCAUUGAUGGGGAUUCAUAAAAAUGGAGAUCAAGUCAUCGAGAGCGGAAUACUAGUGGAUGAUAUAGAAGAGAAGAAGGCCGACGAGGAAUUCUUGAGUCAAUUAAAAGGAACUUAUAAAGAAUCAUCAAUAAAAUACGAAGAAAAAGUAGUAGGAGGAAGGGAAGAGAUAAUAGAAAAAAUGAAGAGUUUAAGUAGAAGCAAUCUCUUCCUUGUAGGCCGAAUGCCACCUGCAGCACCACUUCUUGACAGAAGCAACACUGACUGCCCUGAAUUGGGACCUAUCGGAAGUUAUUUAGCAUCAUCAGAGAUCUCAACUCCAACAUCAGUUUUAGUGAUCCAACAGUACCACCCAUCUAUGAACCAUAACUUGAUUGAUCAUCCAGCACUUGCCGAUGAAAAGGAUGACCAGGACAAUGAUAUGUCAGUGUAAUGCUGGAACAAAGCAUCGAUGAUUUUAAGCUACUCUGGUCCAUUGAUUUUAUCUAUAAAUGAUGUAAUAAUUUUUUGCAGUUGGUUAGUGGUCAGGUAAGCGUUCUUUUUUUUCUUCUAGCUAACCUAACCUUCGAUGGAUGUUUUGAAUAAGUUUGGCCAAGAAGUUGAAUUUUGGGGAAGGUGGUGUAAUUUUUUUACAUUAUGGGAAAUGAAAAAUGGACCCCUCGAGUGCCCAACAGGGGCCUGGAAUCCUGAGUCUGGAUUCGUGGGUAACCUCUUGAUUUUGUGGGGACAAGAAUCUGAGAAUUUUCGUGUAUCAAAAAAAACAAAAAAUAUAUAAAAGAAUAUGCUUAUGCACGUGAUUACAUCAUAUUUGUGAAGGUCUCGAUAAAAAAGUUGUUCAAGCAAAGAAGAAAAAUGAAGACAGACAUCAUAGCAGUCCUUGACCAAACCCAGAGUCCAGACUGGAGCUGCCUUCUACCGGUCUCUAGUUAUGUUCAGGAUUUUGAAAAUACUUCUAGAAUGUAUGGUGUUACUUGGUAAUGAAACAAAAUGUGCAGAAUUGAAAUUCUCGAGGAAUACAAGCACAAAUAGGUUUUCUAUUCUUGAAGGAGAGUUUUCAACUUGCCCAAAAUUAAAGGAAAUAAAAAUCCAAGGCCACCAAAGGGAGCCGAAGUAG